UAGCUUGCAACCUGAUCUUACCUUGCUGUUUGCAAAAAAAAAAAACAUUCCUUUAUUUCCCUUGAUUUCUUUCAUUCCAAAAGAAGAAAACAUGGCCGAGGUGGGAGUGGCAUUUCUCUCUGCCAUCCUUGGAGUGGUCUUCGAUAAAAUGGUAUCUCCCGAAGUUGUUGACUUUAUGCAGGGAAGAAAGUUAACCGAAGGACUCCUAAGGAAAUUGAAGACAGCGGUGUUGUCCGUGAAUGUAGUGCUCGAAGAUGCAGAGGAAAAGCAACUUACGAAGCCUUUUGUGAGAGAUUGGAUUGAUGAGCUGAAAGAUACUCUCUAUGAAGCAGAGGACAUCUUGGAUGAGAUUGCUACCAAAGCCUUGCGACGCAAGUUGGAUGCUGAAUUCCAAACCACUGCAGGAAAGGUUAGAAACUCCGUCUCUGUUUUCCUUAAUCCUUUUAUCCAUCGCCUAGAGCCAAAGAUUCAAGAGGUACUUGAUAGACUAGAACAUCUAGCAAAACAAAAGGAUUUUAUGGGUCUACAAGUAGGAGUACUUGGAGGAAAACAAUAUCCAGAAAGGUUGUCCGAUUCUUUUGUCAGAGAGUCCGACACUUUUGGUAGGGAUGAGGAAAAGAAAAAAGUAAUUGACUUAUUGCUCUCGUCUGAUGCGAGUGGCAAUGAAAUGUGCGUGAUUGCCAUCGUUGGCAUGGGGGGAAUCGGCAAGACUACCCUCGCUCAAUUGGUAUACAAUGAUAGUAGUGUGGAACAACAUUUCAACCUUAAAAUAUGGUUUUGUGUUUCAGAAGAAUUUGUUGUGCUCAAUGUAAUGAAAUCAAUUAUAGAUCAGUCUGCAACUUCGUCAGCAGGUGACACUAAGGGUCCAGAGAAUCUUCGAGAGAGACUACAGAAGAAUUUGAACGGGAAGAAAUUUCUCCUUGUUUUAGAUGAUGUUUGGAGUGAGAAACCCAUUCAUCAUGAGUUCCUAGGCCAACUCUUGCAAUAUGGGGCUCAAGGAAGUAAGAUCCUUGUCACCACAAGGAAUGAAAGCGUUGCAUUGGCCAUGCACGCGAUUCCACCUCAUUAUCUAAACCAUUUACCAAAUAAUGAUUGCUGGUCCCUUUUUGAAAAACAUGCAUUUCGUGAUGGUAGCUCCAACGCAGAUCCAAAGAUAAAAGAAAUAGGUACACAAAUUGUGAAAAAAUGCAAAGGUCUACCUUUAGCAAUCAAAGCCAUUGGCGAUCUCUUGUGGUCUGAAUCAAAUGUCGAGAGAUGGACGAAUAUAUUGAAAAGCAAUUUAUGGGAUCUUCCCAUGGAGGGGACAAACAUUCUUCCAGCUUUGAUGUUAAGUUAUAAGUAUCUUCCUUCAUAUUUAAAAAGAUGCUUUGCUUAUUGUUCGAUAUUCCCAAAAGAUCAUAUUUUUGAGAAAGAUCAAUUAGUUUUGUUAUGGAUGGCGGAAGGCUUCCUGCAACAAUCCAAAAUAGAAACUAUGGAAGAUGUUGGCAAGCGUUACUUUGAUGCUCUUGUAUCAAGAUCAAUAUUUCAACAAACAAGUCGUGUAACUAACUCAGGUUUUGUAAUGCAUGAUCUUGUCAACGACUUGGCAAAUUUCGUGACUGGGCAAUUUGGCGUUACGCACUUGGUGGGUGAUAGUUCAAACGAAAUUGGGAAGAGGACUCGCUAUUUGCUAUUCAGUGGAAUUUUGAAUAACUUUAGGAUUGAAGAGGAUCUUUUCAAGGCAAAACAAUUGCGCACUUUCCUUGCAUUGGGAUUGGUGAGGAAAAUCAAAAUGCCAAGGACAAUAUUGUGCUUAAGAGUUCUCUCCCUAAUUGGCCAAGAGAUUACUAAGUUGCCUGAUUCAAUUUGCAAGAUGAAAUAUCUACGUUAUUUGGAUGUUUCUGGGGCAACAUUUAACAGGUUGCCCAAUUCCAUAUGUAAUUUGUGCAAUUUGCAAACGUUGAAGUUAGCAGGGUGUUGGAAUUUGGAUAGAUUGCCAAGAGAUAUGUGGAAACUCAUUAAUUUACGUCAUCUUCAAAUUGAUCAAACCAGCAAAAUUAAGGAGAUGCCGAUAAAAAUGGGUAAAUUAAAUUAUCUCCAGACGUUGUCAAAAUUUGUUGUCAGUAAACAUGACAGUGGGUCUAGCAUUGUAGAAUUGGGAAAACUAAAUCUUCGGGGAAAGCUUUUAAUUGAAAAUCUCCAAAAUAUUAGAUCAACCAAAUAUGCCUUGGAAAUCUUGAAGGGUAAGGCUUACCUAGAGGAGUUGGAGUUAAAAUGGAAUGCUCCAAUUGGUAUUUCGGAAAGUCAAAGCGGUGUACUUCAAAAUCUACAGCCGCAUCAAAACUUGAAAAGUCUCUCCUUCAGGAACUACUGCGGUAGAAGUUUUCCUAAUUGGAUAGGAGGGCUUACUUCAUUGUCUAAGUUGGCUUUAAUUGAUUGCAAUUAUUGUAGUGCCUUGCCACCCCUUGGGCAGCUAUCUCUUCUUAAUCAACUCUUGAUUGGUGGAUUGGAUGGAGUUGUUACUAUGGGUCCAGAGUUUUCUGGAAAUAUUAGUAAUUCUUCAAUGAGGCCAUUUGGAAGAUUGAAAAUUCUGAUUUUGGCGAAUAUUUCGAAUUGGGAAAACUGGGUUCAUUUGGGUGAAGAAAAUGAAGUUGAAACUUUUUCUCAAUUAAAAGGGUUGUAUAUUCAGAAAUGCCCCAAGCUGAGAGGAAGGUUGCCUGUUUAUCUUCCUUCGUUAGAUAAACUUGUGAUUAGUGAUUGUGAACAUCUCGAGUCGCUCUCCAUAGACUCUUUCCCAGUACUUACCAGUAUGAAAAUAAUUAGGUGUGAUAAUUUGGAAUUUGUUGCACUUGCAAAACAAGAUGAACAUGAUGGUUUACUCUCAAAAUUGAAAAUACUUCUGAUUGAUGAUUGUAAGAAGUGUGAGCUUCCCAUGCACCAACAAUUUUCUUCCCUUGAAGUAUUGUUCUUGAAGGAUUGUUGUGAUUCUCUGACGUCCUUUCCAUUAGACCUAUUCCCAAAUCUGAAGAGUUUUCAAAUCGAGGGGUGCAGGAAUUUGCAAUCUCUAGAACAACAUGGAGGUGAUUUAGUGAUAUCAAAAAUAGGAAUAUGGAGAUGUCCUAAUUUUGUAUCUUUUCCCAAAGGAGGAUUGCGUGCCCCUAACCUUGCACUGUUUUCUCUCAAAAAUUGUGAGAUCUUGAGGUUAAUGCCGGAUAAAAUGCACCUAUUGCUUCCGUCUCUUCGUUAUUUGAAGUUAGUAAAUUGUCCAGAAGUUGAGUCGUUUCCAGAAGAGGGAUUGCCUUCCAAUAUGAAGAAAAUUAAGAUCUUGACAUUUAAGAAACUCAUUGCAAACCCGUGGAUGGAAACACUCUCCCGCAUUGAAUGGUUGAAAAUCGGCGACUACGAAUUAGAAGAUCAUGUGGAGUCAUUUCCUGGGGAGUUGUUGCUGCCCACCACUCUAACCUAUCUUUGUAUCAAAUCAAUUGGAAAUUUGAAAUCAUUGGACAAGGAGGGGUUUCAACACCUCACCUCUCUUGUACAAUUGGACAUCAUCGACUGUCGAAAGCUCAGGUACAUGCCAGAAGAGGGCUUUCCUGCCUGCCUUCGUUUUUUAGAGAUAAGGAACUGUGAUCGUGUGUUGAAGGAAGAGUUGAAAGAUAAAAAAGGAGAAGAAUGGCUCAAGGUGGCUCGCGUCUCCAACAUAACUAUUGAUGGCGGAUACAUUCAACAAGAUUAUGAAGAAAGGUGGUCAGGUCGGUAUAAAUAUCAUGAUUUGAAGUUCGAACUACUCUUCUAUGAUAUAAAGUUAAAAAGAAGCUUAUAUGAUUUAGAGUUCGAAUGACACUUCUAUGAUUUUUAAACUAUAUACGUAUUUGAAUAUGUAAUGAUAAUUGAAUUGUUUUUAUUUAGGGUAAAGUUGAUGGUUUGGAAAAUUUGGGAGCUGUGGAUGUGAGACCACAUUUGCUUCCGUUGCACAACUUCCGGCUAAAUGGUUGCUAAUUCGAUUACAUUGAUGGGCUUCUUUUUACUCA
Juglans regia (Persian walnut) is the source of this 4010-nucleotide messenger RNA. RefSeq names its product putative disease resistance RPP13-like protein 1. NCBI's taxonomy places the organism in Eukaryota, Viridiplantae, Streptophyta, Magnoliopsida, Fagales, Juglandaceae. The record is from RefSeq and is a predicted model, not a curated record. Gene Ontology annotation, molecular function: ADP binding. Gene Ontology annotation, biological process: defense response to other organism. The transcript is spliced from 2 exons. Bases 92 to 3820 code for a protein of 1242 amino acids.